ACAACGACGACUCGCGCGAGGAUAGAUGUCUGUGAUUGUUUGUUAUCAAUGCAUGUCUAUCGUAGCCUGUGACUUUCAUUGAUCUUUUUGCUCCUUCUCGCUGAAGACGGCGCAAGGCGAGAAAUAUUGCACCUCGAAAAGACUGUGCGUUUGUUUAUAGAAGAGAAGGGUGAGGAAAAAAAAAGUGAUAACCGGAGUAGCGCGACUUCGACAGAAACGAGAACAUAAAAACGCGGAAAUAACGUGAGAAUAUUGGAUCCUGAUACUUAUUUCUUGUCAAUUGCAUCACGCCGAUCACGCCGAUGCUCAAUGACAGAUAAACGAAGCUCGAUCCAUGAACGUGUUGAGGUCGCCUGCGACACGUUGGUGAACAGACACGGAGGACAAGUGAAUGUCGCAGACGCCUCUUAGCAGUUUCAGCUGACUCCUUGAGAGGAUCAGCACGUUCUACUGAUUCUUUACUCUAACAUCAUACAGCAUGACAAUGCACCUUUAAGAUAGAAGAUGAACUUUACCAGUAUCAUUGACAAUAAGUUUAUAACAGACAAUGAGUAAUAUACAUCAAAAACUGAUAGAACGUAUCUAUUCAAAAUAUAUGAUCAGUGGGACUUGGGAUCGAUCCCGACGAGCAGGAGAGUUGCAAGUUGAAGGAAAUGUUCAAGAAGGAUCGUGCAUAAUUCUUACAUCGACAAGAAAUCAUUGUAGAUUAACGAUGGAUCUCUGAAUCCGCUGCAGUGACUUCCUGAUGCACUUCUGGCUCAACAAACCGCCGGGCAGGUUCGGUGGCCGAUAUCCCGCCACACCUAUGCCCAAAUCACACAGUCAAUGUCGGCGCAGCGGCCAACAUAGGCAAAUGGUGAGUGCUGUGCAUCAAUUCCAGGGCCUUGCAGGUAAUCUCGCAGCCGGAAACGCAUCUCCAGCCGGACCUAGUAAUGUCAAUAACUCCUGUCGGAGCUUCGCUCGUUCGACGACGUCUGCGCGAAUCCAUAACAACGAGAACCAUCAUCACGGUUCGUCAUCGCUCAGCACCGUUCAACUCGCUCAGCUGAACAACAUCCCCAACAAUGUCACCGACGCUAGCAACAAUCAACUAAUUCUGUCUAAUACGACCGGCGUGAAUGGUACAGAACGAAAUAGAAGCCUAUUGACAGGAAGCGUUUUUGAAUUACGGCAGGCUGAGUUGGCCGGCUUCCGACUGCGCUGUGGGAUUUGGUCUACCUUUGCUUUAGCAACAGUCUUUGUAGCGGCUGCUAAAUUCUAUUUCGGUUAUCGGGGGCCUGGCCUGGAGAUACUCGUAUUUUGCGGACUACUGAUAUUUCUAUUGUCCGCUUGUUUAUAUUCGAUCUUCUGCAAGUACACUCAUGAAAGAAAUUACCAUCAUAGUAGUCGGUCAGAACAUAAUGCUCGUAUACAGGAGGAUCAUAUCGUUGCCCUGACAAACGCGUCCAGCAUCGGCGACAGCAUUGUCAGUAGAGCGACGGCGACAGUGCCGACGACGACGGUGAGGCAGCCGCCUCCACCACCUUAUCACAUCGCUAUCCUGAUACCACCGCCAUCACAGCCGCCACUUGCAUCUUCGGACGAAGCGCCGCCACCCUCUUAUGACAAGGUCAUGCGAUGAAAUCGCCAACGCGGCGUAAGAUCUAGAACUUGUUUAAGAAUUCUUCCUUUGACAUGUUUAUGUCCGCUACGUAAGGCAGCACAAAUCAAUUCUCUAGGUUUAAGCAACAUUGACGUCUGUGAUAAGAGCGCAAUGAUGAUGACACAUCGACAACACAUCGGGGAUGAUUCGGGGAAAGAAAAGAUUCACGCGGCGAUAUUUUUUAGCGGGCAUUACCGAGAGCCGCGCUCCGCCAAUGAAUUUCCGUUUGGUCGAGUAAAAUGUAUUAUAUUCUAAUCUUUUUAUACUUUACUAUAUGAAGCUAUGUGAUAUAUUUAACUUAGGUUUAGCUGCAACGCAGCGCGUUGCUGGAUACUUGGUCCAUUCAUUUAUUCUUCCAGUUAGGACUUCCGCGAGGCGACCGCUCACAUUCGGACGCGAUUCUUUGAUAUGUAUAAUUCCAAGAAUUCACUCAAUUAUGUUCGAUUACUUAAUUGUCUUCAUAAUCUUAUAGAACGAUAUACAAAGGUAACUCUUGUUACACAU
Atta colombica is the source of this 2146-nucleotide messenger RNA. RefSeq lists its product as uncharacterized. NCBI's taxonomy places the organism in Eukaryota, Metazoa, Arthropoda, Insecta, Hymenoptera, Formicidae. The coding region runs from base 746 to 1621 and encodes 291 amino acids. The record is from RefSeq and is a predicted model, not a curated record. The transcript has 6 exons.